Molecule: messenger RNA, 1476 nt
Organism: Chenopodium quinoa (quinoa)
Lineage: Eukaryota; Viridiplantae; Streptophyta; Magnoliopsida; Caryophyllales; Amaranthaceae
Product: syntaxin-81-like
Exons: 7
Coding region: 337-1266 (309 amino acids)
Biological process (GO): retrograde vesicle-mediated transport, Golgi to endoplasmic reticulum
Cellular component (GO): endoplasmic reticulum; SNARE complex
Source: RefSeq, a predicted model, not a curated record
CUCGUACAAGUAUACUGUUAUUACUGUAAAAAUAACGUGGUAAUCUUCAGAUCGUAUCUCCCCUGUCUAAGUCCUCUCUUCGAUCUGCAGCGGCGCGUUCUAACACCCGCUGUCGUAACUCACCUUUUCUCCCUCCAAAAUCUUUUCUUCUCUCUACUUCUGGAAAUUUCUACUAAUUUGCUUCAAUUCAAAAUUUCGAAUCGUAAAUAAUACUCUCUCAUCAAUUUGCUGAAAUUCCUUGGAUAUUCUGUACAAAUCGCUGCAAAUUCACUUCAUCUUUUAUCAAAUUGAGUUCAAAUCAUACAAAUUUCCUCUGCUGUGUUGUAUGAUCCAACAAUGGCGAAAAUUAGGGAUAGGACUGAGGAUUUCAAAGAUGCUGUUCGCCGUCAAGCCGUUUCUUUCGAUUACAACGAGUCUAAAAUUGCUGCUAUAAUGGCGUCAUUCAUAAUACACAAGCCUCGCGAAAGGACUCCGUUCAUGAAAUCUUCGUUGAAAACACUUGAGAGCAUUGGAGAGUUGGAAAAAUAUUUGAUGAAACAUAAGCGCGAUUAUGUUGAUAUGCAUCGGACUACUGAACAAGAGAGAGAUAGCAUUGAGCAGGAAGUUACUUCUUUUGUUAAGUUGUGUCAAAAGCAGAUAGAGGUUCUAAAAGCCAGUAUAAGUGAUGAAGAAGCCAAUUCGAAGGGCUGGCUUAGUAUGAAUACAGAUGGUUCAAAUGCUGAUAUUAUUGCACAUAAACAUGGUGUGGUUUUGAUUUUGAGUGAAAAGCUUCAUUCAGUUACAUCAGAAUUUGAUCGGCUGAGAGCUAUACGGUUCCAAGAUACACUUAAUAGAACAAUGCCCAGAAGAAAAAGAAGCCGUGUCCCCGAUAAAAUUUCAACAGAUCGUUUGAAAUCAAAACAUCCAGAGGCCACAGAACCUGAUGAAGUGGAACCAAGUCCCCAAAGAGUCCAAGAACAGCUUUUGGAUGAUGACACUCGUGCACUUCAGGUGGAGCUGAGUAAUCUCCUUGAUGCUGCUCAAGAAACUGAAACCAAAAUGGUGGAGAUGUCUGCACUGAAUCACCUCAUGUCUACACAUGUUCUCCAGCAAGUUCAUCAGAUUGAGUAUCUAUACGAUCAGGCAGUUGAAGCAACGCAUAAUAUGGUGCUUGGCAACAAAGAGCUUACUCAAGCCAUACAGCGAAACAGCAGUAGCAGAGUGUUUCUUUGGCUGUUUUUUGUUGUACUUACUUUCGCAAUCUUAUUUCUUGAUUGGUAUAGCUGAUGAAUGUAGUAGGUAUAGAGGAUUCAGAAGCUGCAAGCUAAUUAUCAGUCAUCAAUCUAAAAGGCAGUAGAAAAUAUGUCCACGGUUCAUGACCAAAUGUACUGGUGGUGUGAGGCUAACAAUUCUCCAAUAUACAACGUACUUGUGAAAAAAUUUCUUUGUAUCCAUCGUUUUCAGCCUGAUAUAUACAAACUAGGAAAUUUCAUACUA